Messenger RNA from Physcomitrium patens, 1361 nucleotides. RefSeq names its product ATP synthase subunit epsilon, mitochondrial. Gene Ontology annotation, biological process: proton motive force-driven mitochondrial ATP synthesis. Gene Ontology annotation, cellular component: mitochondrial inner membrane. Lineage: Eukaryota; Viridiplantae; Streptophyta; Bryopsida; Funariales; Funariaceae. Gene Ontology annotation, molecular function: proton-transporting ATP synthase activity, rotational mechanism. The record is from RefSeq and is a predicted model, not a curated record.
UCUUUUUCUUUUGGAUUGACUUCAAUCAAAGAUCCCUCUUAGCUUCUAGUCUAAAUAAUAUUUUACAAAAAUAAACUACUAUUAAAAUAUCAUAAUUUUAUAUUAGCUAAUUUAAGAAGAAAGUCUCUAUUUUAGAAUUUCUUCUUAAAUAACUCUACAAGAGACCCUCUUUGCAAUUGACAUUCUAUUACUUGCUAUUUAUCUCAGAAUUUUGCUACAUUAACUCACUAGUGACUAGUGACUUUAUGCACCAUAAGUGCUUUAAGCACCAUAAAUGGACCUCAGUGGACCUAACCAUGGACGCGGGUAAAACCGGAAAGACGAGGCUUGGAAAGUUCCGUGCAAGUCAAGGCCAGCAUGUUUGUUUCACCAGCAAAUUCCGUCGAGAAAAUAAUUGAAUGGUAAUGACGUAACAGAAAAUGGCUGGACAAACAACGAUGGGCGGUGAUGCGCUGGCGGGCAUGGAUUUUGUUACUGGUAACCGCAGCUGCAUUGCCCGCCUUUCCCGAUUUCGUUUCAAGAAGACCAGAGCAUUUAUGAAAGCUCUAUUUUACAAGCAAAGUCAUUAAUUUUGAUCUCCGCAGGCACUUUUAAUCCCGAGGGUGGAUUUCGCAGUGUUGUUGUGAGAGAUUAGGACAAUCGGUUCGUGAAAUUGAGGACUGGGUGGUGGCUUUCUGUGAACUUUCGGUGGCUUACAGACGUUGUGUGAGAGAAUUUGGUUGUUAGGGAGAUUGUUAGGUGUUGAAGGUUUAGAGCUAAGGUGGUAGAGGUGGUGGCGAGUGAAAUUAGGAGGUAGUUGAGUUGAGGAGUCACUGAAAAGGGCGAGUAACCAUGGCCACACAACAAGCAGAGAAAGCUGCAGUGGCAGCCGUGCAAACUGGCUCAGCUUACUGGCGAGCGGCGGGGAUGACUUACAUCUGGUUUGCGUGUCGAUGUGCCGUCGUCGUGCGUUCAUGCCUAAAGGAGCCGUUCAAGUCGCAGGCUCUGAGCCGUGAGAAAGUGCACUACAGGUUCGGCAAAUACAAUGACGGCAAACAAGGAAAAUCAGAAUAUCGAGGAGUCGUGCAAUGUACCCCAAUAGAGAAAUAAAUGUUGAGGUAUCGACAGCUUCGGGCCCCAGGUCUCCAUCCAGGGACGGUCUCUAGAGUUCGUUUUCUGAAGUAGCAAUUUAUCCAAGUAUCAUAGAAUUUGAAAUUCAUAGAGUCGGAAAAAUUCAACGGGCCAAGUUAAAUCUGAUGCUCUUUGUAAAGUCAUAGCACUCUAUGAGUGAGUCGACUCGAAGAUAAACUUACUGAAAGGUGUUGACACGACUCACUUCUGACUUUAAUUCUCGGAUUCCAUAAACUUUGUGGUUGUAGACA